CUCAAAUUUAACUUCAAGAAUGGCGGCACAAAUCAUCGCGUCCACAGUUUAGGUAUCAAGCCCAACACCAUGAUUGUAGGUGCAGACGUUACACACCCUGGAAGAGAUGCAGAUGAGACUUGCCCAUCACUAGCUGGCACCGUUGCAACAUACGAAGAAAGUCAUGCUCACUACCUAGCUUCGGCAAGAAUGCAAAAGAAGAACGAACAUAUUGAGCAACUCUCGGAUAUGAUGUUUGAACAUCUGCAGGCUUACUACACGAAGCGGAAGAAAGUUUGGCCUGAUCACAUUCUGUUCUACCGAGAUGGAGUUAGUGAGAGCCAAUACGGCAUGGUCAAGACUGACGAGCUUCCCGAAAUUAAAGCGGCCAUCGAAAGAGUUCGACAAACAGCCCCUGGCAGAAAUUACAUGCCUAAGAUAACUUUGGUUGUUGUAGGUAAAAGACACCAUUCGCGUUUCUAUCCCGCAAACAAGCCGGAAGACUCCAGAAGUCUAUGUGCGGGGCAUGUGAUGGAUACAAAUGUAGUUAUUCCUCAUGCCUUUAAUUUCUACCUACAAAGCCACGACAGUGCCCUCGGCACCGCUAAGCCUGCUCACUACGUCGUCAUUGUUGAUGAAAGUGGCUACGGAGGAGGAAAGCUACAAGAAGUUACCAACGACCUAUGCUCCUUGGGAUCGAGAUCAAUGAACACACUCUCUGUCUGUACACCUGCUCGAUACGCAGAUUUGUUGUGUAAUCGAUUGAGGGUGUACAUGAAGCCUGUUAUGGAUGGAAAAUUGGACAUUCCAGAAAUUAAUGCGGUGAAUUCCUACCAAAGGAACCGGGAUAUCUGGGGGAUUGGGCGGAACACGGGUAACAAUAAUCCAUGGCACGAAAAUGUCAAAGAUGUCAUGUUUUACCUCUGA
Messenger RNA from Mollisia scopiformis, 906 nucleotides. Its product is annotated as stem cell self-renewal protein Piwi. Lineage: Eukaryota; Fungi; Ascomycota; Leotiomycetes; Helotiales; Mollisiaceae. Gene Ontology annotation, molecular function: nucleic acid binding. The record is from RefSeq and is a predicted model, not a curated record. The transcript is spliced from 4 exons. The annotation marks the transcript as partial.